Molecule: messenger RNA, 2439 nt
Organism: Laetiporus sulphureus 93-53
Lineage: Eukaryota; Fungi; Basidiomycota; Agaricomycetes; Polyporales; Laetiporaceae
Product: BAR-domain-containing protein
Exons: 8
Coding region: 334-2439 (701 amino acids)
Biological process (GO): endocytosis; plasma membrane tubulation; actin cortical patch localization
Cellular component (GO): mating projection tip; medial cortex; Rvs161p-Rvs167p complex
Molecular function (GO): lipid binding; protein binding
Source: RefSeq, a predicted model, not a curated record
CGACGAACGGACGGGCGAUACUUGGACACAGGCUGAGUGCAUUAGCGGGGCGGAUUUCAGAGGGUUUUCGAUGUCGUCGCUUGGCGUUGAGUGGCGAAAGAGGAAAGCAAAGGCCUCCCGAUGAUCUCAGUCUCGUCGUCGCUUUAGCGAAAUGGGCCUGGGUCUGGAAUGGCAACUGAAACCACGAAGCAUGCGCGGGGUAUAUAGCCAAGGUCGAUCUUGUUCUUUGACCCCGAAAUCGUUCACACCGUCCACAUCAACGCGGAACCACCUCACUUUCACCACAACGCCGACGAGCAGGCUACGUAGACAGUGCGAUCAGCGUGAGCAGGCAUGGCCAUGGCGAGCAAGCAGCUCGGGAAGCUGAAGCAGUGGGCCGGCGAAGUCAUUUCGUCUCGGGACAAAGCAGUCGUGACGGAAGAGUUUAAGCAGUUGGAACAUGACAUUGAGCUACGCAGGCAGGGCCUUUGGAGACUACAUGUCGCGUCGGAGGACUACUACCAUUUUCUCAGCAAGAAGAAGGAGUGUGAGGCACUCGAUGAAUCUGACAAGCUUCUUGCGAUCGAUGCUCUCGGCAUCGUAAUGAUCAGACACGGGGAAGAGUUUGGCGAGGACUCUGCAUUUGGAACGUCCUUGGUAAGUAUGGGUCGUGCACACUGCAAGAUCGCCACUCUGCAAGAGACGUUUGCAAUGACAUUCGAAGACACGUACCUCACGUCCAUACUUCGUAUGGAGGACGAGAUCAAGGAAUACCAGGCUCAGAGGAAGAAACUUGAGAGUAGACGGCUAAGCUUGGAUGCUGCCAUUCAUAAGCUGGAGAAGCUGACACACAGCAAAAAGGACAAGGAGAAGGAACGGAAAGAAGCUGAGGACGAGCAUGCAAAUGCUCAAGCUCGCUACGAAAAGAUGGCCGAGGACGUGCGAGCUCGCAUGCACGCCAUCCAAGAGAAUGAGGUCGUACAGCUUCGCGCCCUCACUGAAUUUCUUGAUCUGCAGACCAAAUAUGUCGAGCAGUAUCUGAACGUGCUGAGAGAUGUCAAGGCUGGUUGGAUAGACGAGGCGACCGUUACGCGUCUGGAAACAACUCGACCGAGAGGACCUAUGCAUAUGUUCACGGAGCCGCCAGAGAUUUCGCGUUUAGGUUCUAUUCGCUCCACCAAGUCUAAAUCCUCAGCCAGGCGAUCCACGCACAGCGACUCAGGUGAAAGUUCUGACGACGAGGAGCGAGAGCAACUCGCUCCCAAGCGCUCACGAGGGCUCUCAUUGACACGGCACAAGUCCGGGGCGAGCACCAAACAGGCUUCACGCCCAUCAUCUCGUCCUCCGUCUCGCCCAUCGUCGCGCGCGUCUCGCAACCGUGCAGACAGCGCUGCAAGCGACAAGUCAGAAAAAGAAAAGUCGCGCAAUCGGAUGAGCGUGGCGGUAUGGGCAUCCAGCGCGGCCAAUGCCGUCAGCUCCGUGACGGGGCGAGGGAAGAAGGACAAGGAGAACUUCGCCGCGCUCAAGGAUGACUCUGACCGUAGUGAUGGCGAGACGCAGAGUGCUCACGACGGAGAGAACAGCCGUCCCUCGAGCGCGCUGUCGUUCCAACGGAAGAACAAGCACCACAAGAACAAGAGCGCCUCGUCAACGCCCGCGCCGUCGCCCAAAGUCCCAACGCGCACGCCUAAGUCGCUCUCACAGGGCAAGGACGGCCGCAAAGUCGUCGUGGCUACGCACGACUUCACUGGCACCUCGACCGACGAGCUGAGCUUCCGCGCCGGAGACCAGAUCGCGGUGGUGAACGAGGUGCUGGACGGGUGGUGGAUGGGCGAGCUGUACGGGAAGCGCGGACUGUUCCCCACUAAUUACACAGACUUCCUCUCAUCUACGCCGCCCAUCCCGCCGCGUCCGCCUGCGAUGAGCCGCAACGCGGGCGGGAGCGCACCGCCCGUGCUCACGCGUAUGCCCGACGACGAGAGCGAGCGAAGGUUGCUCGCAAACGACGACGCGGACAGACAGUACCUGAUGAGCAGCGAUGACGAGGAGCACCCCUUCGGCGAUCACAAUCUCGUGGAGAACCGGAGCCCGACGUAUGGGAGGUUCGGCUCGUUCAGCGGCCCAGACAGUCCACACGAAGAAGAGGAGGCUGCGCGGACGCGUGCCCAGAGAUUCCUUGCGGAUGUCGAUGAGAGGACGCAGCUCGCGAACCAGCCCGCCAUCACUCGCAGAGCGACAGACGCGUCGCCCGCGCGGAAGCCACCGCCACCUCCGCCGCGGCGUACCACGAACAACAUCCUUGCACACUUGAGCCCGCCUCUGGUACCGAGUAGGUCUGGGGUGGCGCACUCGCUGCAGUCUUCGUCGUCGAGCACGAACUCGUUUGUCGCUAUGGCUUCGACGCCGACCAUGCCCCAGCCGAACUUUGAGGAUACGCUGACGCAGUCUCCGUUUGAAUGA